AUGGUCACUCUCAAAGCUUGCUUGCUGCUCCUUGUUAGCUCGGGAUUGGCGUUUGGCGCUGCCCCUGGCGCCCGUUCUCGCCGCAGAGGCACCACUCCCACUUAUCCGCACGACAAGGACACGACCGGCUACUGCACCCGGUGGCUUGAUUAUAACGAUGAGCUUCCAUGUGACCAAGUGCUUCAGGCAAGCUUCAUUACUCUGGAGCAGUUCCAGCGUUGGAAUCCAUCGAUCACCGGUAACUGUGAUGGCAUGACUGUAGGCAAGUCCUAUUGCGUGCAAGCGGCAUUUGAACCCACGCCGACGGCAUCGCCAACCGGACCAUCAGGGCCUACGGGAACACCCGGCACCAUCGAGACCCCUUUGCCAACACAGCCUGAGAUUGUCGACAACUGCGACAAGUUUCAUUUGGUAGAGCCUGGUGAGAACUGCGCUGCCAUUAAAUCCAAGUAUGGCAUUUCCCUUGCACAGUUUACACGGUGGAAUCCAUCAGCUGGUAGCAACUGCGCAGGCCUCCGGGCUGAUGCCUAUGCCUGCGUGUCUAUUGUCGGCCAUGAGCCGUCCAAGACCACUUCUUCACCUUCCCAGCCAACGCCUACUAAACCAUCUAACGGUAUUGAGACUCCUCUCCCAACACAACCUAAGAUUGUCGACAACUGCGACAAGUUUCAUUUGGUAGAGCCCGGUGAGAACUGCGCUGCCAUUAAAUCCAAGUAUGGCAUUUCCCUUGCACAGUUUACACAGUGGAAUCCAUCAGCUGGCAGCGAUUGCUCAGGCCUCUGGACUAAUGCCUAUGUCUGCGUCUCCAUCAUCGGCCAUGAGUCCCAACCAACUCCAACAAAGCCUCCAAAUAGUAUCCAGACGCCCACUCCGACCCAAAAUGGGAUGGUUAAUAACUGCAACAAGUUCCAUUUUGUUGAGAUUGGGAACAUCUGUCCAGUCAUUCAGGCGAAAUAUAAGGUGACAUUGGCAAACCUCGUCAAGUGGAACCCAGAAAUCAGGGCUGAUUGUACCGGCUUAUGGGCGGGGACUUAUCUUUGUGUUGGAACGUUUUGA
Molecule: messenger RNA, 1056 nt
Organism: Microsporum canis CBS 113480
Lineage: Eukaryota; Fungi; Ascomycota; Eurotiomycetes; Onygenales; Arthrodermataceae
Product: LysM domain-containing protein
Exons: 4
Coding region: 1-1056 (351 amino acids)
Source: RefSeq, a predicted model, not a curated record